CAUCCCCCAUGGAAACUCUGGGGCCACCCCCCGGGCGGAAAGGGCAGGACGAGAGGGGACAAAGGGAGUCGGGACGGAAAGGGAGAGCGGGGUCGGAUCCCAAAGAAAGGGCAGGAAAAGCGGGGGGAGAAAUGGGGCAAAAGUUGGAGGGAGAAGGGGAGAGGAUGGGGAAAGGGUCUGGGGAGCCCGGAGGUGGAAAAAAAAAUGUUUUUCUUUUCUACUUUCAUUUUCUCGAAACACGGGGGAAAGUCCCGGAGUGUCGGGAGGAGACGGCGGAGCUGAGAGCAUCGCACUGAGAGCGACCUUCUUCCAAGGAAAAGCAGAGCAGAGAGGAGGGGAGAAACUCUGCUUCCGAUUUCCCACUUGCCCUACUGAUGUUCUGCAGCAUUGCCUUUCAGAGCACAAACCCUCAGCGCCCACUGAAAACCCAUUUGCCCAUUGAAAAACAGGCGUCAAGACAAUGGAAAACCCUCCUCGGAAUCACCAAGGGUGGAACCCAGUGCUUUGGUUUCACCUGGGAUGCACUGAGGCCACUGGUGCUGCGUUUCUGCAUCGCCUGACUGCCCCAUUUCUCCCUCUUUUUGGGAGUAAGCAUUGCUUCAGGAACUGUGGGGUUUAGAAAUGCAGAAUGUGGGUCAGCACAGCAAGGAAGCACAUGCAGAGCUUCACCUGUUGUGUAGUAGCUCGGAGGAUGUAAAAGGUUUUCCUCUUGUUUUGACACCUAAAUUUUUUCUGACAGAAGAUGCACUUAGAGAAGAAUUAGAAACCCUUGAUUGACAGCUUGCUUAAAAUAAAACACGAUGGCUGCAUUUUCUUUAUUUCUCCGCUUAAACCACAGGUUUCUUUGUUCUUCGUCAUGACAAACAGAGCUUUCUUCCUUAUUGUCACUGUUUGGCACCGUAAGCGAAAUCUUCUUUCGUCUUUUCUCCUGCGAUGAGGAUGCUGCGGUGACGCUCUGGGAGAGGCAGCGAUUCACUCUGCUCCAGGAUUUAGCUCUGCCCUCAGCUGAGCCACAGAUGCUGCGGAGAGGUUGCCAGGGAUGCAGACACAAUCCUACCUCCAGGUUUUUGCUGCAUCCCCGCCGCUGAGCGAGAUAUGGAUCAUACCCAGGAUUAUCGCCCAUCCGAAUGGGAGGAAGGGAUGCUGAGAUGUCGGGUUGCAAGGGGGAUGGAUCUGGGUGCCAGGUUUUUGUGCUGUCUCGGUGCCGUGGGGUGGGAGUGGGGUGCGGGGACCCCCCCAGUGAUGCGGGGUGCGGGAUUUUUCAGUUCUGGUGCCGAUGCUGUGCUCAUGGUGAGGUCUCUGUGGCGCAAUGGACGAGCGCGCUGGACUUCUAAUCCAGAGGUUCCGGGUUCGAGUCCCGGCAGAGAUGAUCUCCAGGCAGGUGUCUCUUUUAUUUUAUGUGUAUUCCUCCAUAAAUCCCAAUCCCACUCAUUAAUUACACCCCAGAAGGCUUGAGGUGGGAGAUGGUGACUUUUCACGGCGUCGUCUCGGCCGCUGAUGCUCGCAGUGGUUGUGUGCUCCCCAUCCAAGGUGUGUUUCUUCCACCAUAUUCCCCUUCCCUCGUUCCUUUUGGUAGCUGCUGGAUGCUUUGGGUUUUAACCCUAUUUGUUCCCCCAGUUCUGCUUGUCAGACCUGUCUGAUGCUUUAAGAAAACUGCUGUGUUUCCAGUAGAAAUCUGGUGGUCAGGCAGUGGUUUGGAACCUUGUGUUGAUAUUUUGUUUGAUAAGUAUGGCUUGCCUUUCAAAUCUAUGGACAAAGGAAAAACAGCAGUAGGUCAAUAUUCUGAGUUCUUACCUUACAGAAAUCUUUUGCAAAUGCUCUUGUUUUUCAUGUUUUCAUGUUGAUGAUGCACGUUUGCUGGCAGCCACCUCCAUAUCCCUACGGAGGUUCAUCUUUGUAAGUAGUAAACAUUGACGAAAGACAAAGAUCCUGACCCUACAGCAGAGCUUCUUCCACCUCUGUGACCUUUGAAGACUUUUCUCCACUUGAAAAGUGGGUUUCUUUCCAUUGGUGUCAGCAUAGAAUCUCUUUCUGGGAAGGCUAAAAAAAAGUCCAAAGAAAUAAUGUGCGUGACCUCAGGAGUUGGAUGUAGAUGGAGCCCAGAACAGUGGGGAAGGAGGGCAGCAAACGCUUUACAUGAGAAGGUUCCAUCACGAUCCCAUUCCUCUGGAUGGAGGGGGGAAAGAAAAAAAGGCAACAAGUGUCAACAGCAACCCGUGAGGGAUGGAGUUUCCCUAGGACACGGAAGGCAUCUCAGUGGGGUUGCAGAGGUUGUGGGUUUGAGGAACAUUUGCUAUAAAGGGUAAAAAAGGUGUCCUCAGGCAUGGCCAUUAGGGCAGCACAGAGAUUUCCGGUUAGUCUUCGUGAAAUAUUAGUUAAACAAACCCAUUUCCUUCCUUUGUUCUCAGAAGAGCAUCUCCGCACAGGGGACAUCACCUCUGUGCGGGGGCAUCCAAAGCUAGAUGUGUGGAUGUCAGGAUGGCGGUGAGCAGAGCCCUGCUCCUCCUGGCUCAAGCCCUCGGCCUUGCUGUUGCAGAGAUGGCCCUGCUGACCACGGACCCCCCCUGGAGUGUGAUAUUCCAAGGGGAAAGUGUCACCCUGCGGUGCCAGGGACCCCGUGUGCAUGGGCAGCAGCCCACAGCCUGGUACCACAAUAACAAACUGCUGGAGCACACAAAAACCAACACGUACAGGAUCCAGAAUGCCAGGUAUAAAGAGAAUGGCAGAUACAAGUGCCAGAGCUCAGGCUCCACGUCCAGCAACUCCAUCACCCUGAGCGUCUCCUACGACCUGCUGAUCCUCCAGGUCCCAUCGCAUGCAGUGUUUGAAGGGGAGCUGCUGCAGAUGCGGUGCCGGGGAUGGAAGGCGGGCAGUUUGGCUGCAGUGCGGUACUACAAGGAUGGAGCUGACAUCACCAAACUCUACAGCUCAGCAGAGCAGCUCUCCAUCCCCCAUGCCAAAACCCACCACAGUGGCAGAUAUCACUGCAGUGCAGACAUGCACUCCUAUUUGUCAUUAAAGAAAAGGGAAUCUCAGCAUUUAUACGUUUCCAUCAAAGAGCUCUUCACCUCCCCAGUGCUGAGCGUAGCCAGCUCAACCGAGCCUCUCGAAGGAAGUCCCCUCAACCUGAGCUGCACCACACAGCUCAGCCCAUACAGACCCCACGCUGUCCUCUGGUACCUCUUCUAUGGGAACAGCACAGUCCUUCGAGGUCCCACGACCUCCUCCGAGUACCAGAUGCCAACAGUGGGGCUGAUGGACACUGGGUUCUACUCCUGUGUGGUGCGGACAAAAAGCUCCGGUGUCCGGAAAUGGAGUCCUCAGGUCCUCAUCACCAUCAAACGAGUCCCCGUUUCGGGGGUGUCCCUGGAGGUUUGGCCCCAGGAGGGACAGGUGAUGGAGGGGCAGCGCCUGGUGUUGCACUGCUCCGUGGCCGUGGGCACCGGCUCCAUCUCCUUCUCCUGGCACCGAGAGGGCUCUGCAGAAGUGCUUGGGAGGGACAGAAGCUACGAGAUCCCAUCGACCCAACAGAGUGACAACGGGCAGUAUUACUGCAUGGCCUCGAAUGGGGACAGCCCAGCCCGGAGCCUGCUGGUGAAGGUCACUGUAGUGGGUGCCUCCUCACUCUUCUGCAACUCUGUCAGAGCGCUGCUGCUGCUGGCAGUGCUGGGGAUCCUUUUGCUGGGGGUGGUUGUUGUCCAUGUCCUCACUGCACGGAGCAGAGAGCCGAAAGGAAUGGAGCUCCGAACGCUCAUGAAAGCAUCCGCAUCAGUCGUGCUCCAGGAGAGGAUGUUUGAGGCUGUCCCUGCAAGGGCACCCAGGAAGUGAGCAGAAUGAGUGUCCCCAUGUCCUUCCCCCAACCUGACCUGUCCGUGUUGCAGCAAAGAGAUGCUUCUGUUGGUUUUACUGUGUACAUUGCCCAAUAAAGCAUUGCUGAGCAUGGAGAGUACCAGGCCCCUUGACACCCCCAGUACAACUAAAGA
This is a messenger RNA of Meleagris gallopavo (turkey), 3983 nucleotides long. The record is from RefSeq and is a predicted model, not a curated record. NCBI's taxonomy places the organism in Eukaryota, Metazoa, Chordata, Aves, Galliformes, Phasianidae.